Messenger RNA from Klebsormidium nitens, 2200 nucleotides. The record is from the annotation of a GenBank genome assembly. Lineage: Eukaryota; Viridiplantae; Streptophyta; Klebsormidiophyceae; Klebsormidiales; Klebsormidiaceae.
CAAGGACUCACCUGGACUCACCCGGAGGACUCGGAGCUUCACGGAAACCUGAGCCCUGACUCUGAGUCUGAGGACCAGGUUGCAGGCUGCAGCAUGCGGCUUUGAACGUACAGCUCACUGUCAAAGUUGCAGAUGAGGGAGCGUCCUUAAAGUUACAGGCUUGGGCGAGCUGCUAGAUUGCUUUGAGAAGCUCCUUCCGGAGUGUAAAAGCUACGGAGUGCUCAGCUUGGGGCGUUCUAGAUCUGAGCGCGUGAUCGCGCUUCAAACAGGUUGUUAAUAUUCGGGUCGACAUCUCUUUCCCACUCUGUCGGAUGCGUGUUGCUUCAUAGGUGGCAGCUGUGGGAUUAUGUCCUAGUUCUGCAUGUAGAAGAAAGGUUCUAGCUGGUUUGCAAACUUGUGUUGAACCCCUGCUGUGAGUUCUUCGGCAUCAGGAUAGCGAUCAUCUUGAGGAGCCAUGCAAGCUGCCCGGGAGCAGAAAAGCAAGCGAGAGAGAUCCCAAUCUGCAUAACAAAGCGCUCACAAGCACUACGAAGGCAGCAUCUUUCGUCCAGACUUCGCAUCUCACAUUUGGGGCCCAAGCAGGGCGUUUAGCCACAGAUUCACCAUAGCCCUUGGUGGUCGAUAAGAGAUGGGGACUUGCACAUCUCGACCACUAACGGCGGAUGACGAGCCAUAUGGUCACUCGUCACCGUACCCAGGGAAGGAACAUCCGGACCCGUACGGGCAGCCAAAUAGGCUCGGGCAGCCGCGCCAGAGGGCGGCGCCGCCAGCGGCCUCCAGCGAUGCGCCGUUGGUCCCGCGAUUCACCUUGGCAGAGUUGAAGGCUGCGACGGACAACUUUGGGCAUACAGCCCUCGUGGGGGAAGGAUCGUUUGGGCGCGUGUAUUACGGAACGAUGCAAGACGGGCGGGGCUCGGUCAUCAAAAAGCUGGACUCGACACCGCAGCCAGAGCAGGAGUUCAGGUCGCAGGUAGCAAUGGUGAGCCGCUUGAAGCACGACAACGUGCUCCAGUUGUUGGGUUACUGCAUGGAGGGUCCGGUGCGGAUCCUAUGCUACGAGUACUGCGCAAACGGCAGCUUGCACGAUUACAUCCACGGAAGGAAAGGCGUGAAGGGGUCGGCGCCAGGGCCCGUCUUGGACUGGAUGGCGAGGGUGCGGAUUGCGUUGGGGGCGGCCAAGGGCCUAGAAUACCUGCACGAAGGGGCGUCACCCCCUGUUGUGCACCGAGACAUCAAAUCGUCCAAUGUGCUGUUGGAUGACAAACUGAACGCCAAGAUUGGCGACUUCAAUAUCGCCAGCCUGGCGCCCGACGCCGCGUCGCGCCUCCAGUCGACACGUGUCCUUGGCACCUUCGGGUACCACGCACCUGAGUACGCAAUGACGGGUCAAUUGUCUGCCAAAAGUGACAUCUACAGCUUCGGGGUGGUCUUGCUUGAAUUGCUGACGGGGCGGAAACCGGUGGAUCACAAGAUGCCACGUGGCCAGCAGAGCCUCGUGACGUGGGCGACGCCCCGGCUGACGGAGGACAAGGUGAAGCAGAUCAUGGACCCCAAGCUGAACGGCGACUACCCGACCAAGGCUGUCGCAAAGAUGGCGGCGGUUGCGGCGCUUUGCACCCAAUACGAGGCGGACUUCCGGCCUAAGAUGAGCGUUGUCGUGAAAGGCCUCACGUCUCUGCUUAACUAUCAAAAGCAGCAAGUUUUACCGGAACCGCCCUCUAGCCCUGCUCGGCGGCCGGGGUCUGCACAACCGAGCCGACGGCCAGUGCAGUCGCGAAUGUCACAAGGGUAUUAAAAUGCCUAUGUCGCUUCCGUUGGCAAGAUUAAAAUCUUAAGGUCACGGUUUGCAAUCUGGUAAUGGUGAUCUAGCGGCCCUGAAAUUGAUACAGCCAAUGUAUGUAGGUUAAGUUCCGUAGGCGCCUAGCUUUAUCAACAGCCUAGUGUUGUCACGAGUAGGGGUAAGCAGUUAUAGAGUAGAAAGGCCCGCAAAGGAUAGAGGGAAGUUGAGUGGAAGGCUGGUUUUCAUUCGGCAGACUUCAUGGUCGUUGCCGCGGUAAUGAUUUGAGCGAGCGUAUAAUAAAGCUAGGCGUUGGGCAUCGUGUGUACAGGAUCUCAAGCCCACAAGUGAGUUCCCGGUUUUGGUAUAUCAGCUUAAGCUGCCGCCUUGUCGAAAGGGGCACGGUGCAUGCCUCAAGUCCAC